Messenger RNA from Ilex paraguariensis (yerba mate), 1117 nucleotides. Lineage: Eukaryota; Viridiplantae; Streptophyta; Magnoliopsida; Aquifoliales; Aquifoliaceae. The record is from the annotation of a GenBank genome assembly.
AUGGGAAGAGCUCCUUGUUGUGACAAGGCAAGUGUGAAGAAAGGGCCAUGGUCACCUGAAGAAGAUGCACAGCUAAAGGAGUACAUAGACAAGUAUGGGACUGGAGGGAAUUGGAUUGCCCUACCACAAAAAGCUGGCCUUAAAAGAUGUGGAAAAAGCUGCAGAUUAAGAUGGCUAAACUAUCUUAGACCCAACAUUAAGCAUGGAGACUUCUCAGAUGUUGAAGAUAGAAUAAUCUGCACUCUCUUUGCUAGCAUUGGAAGCCGGUGGUCAAUAAUAGCAGCUCAGCUGCCAGGCAGAACUGACAAUGACAUCAAGAACUACUGGAACACUAAGCUCAAGAAGAAACUAACGAGGUUGGUCCCUUUAUCUCAGAGAAGGCCUCACCUGGCUAUAACCCACGCACCAAUAUCAGUUUUUCAGACAUCAACACCUUCGUUACAUUCAUCUCCAACACUACCAUCAACAUCCUCUGAGUUCAAGUGUACCAACAACAAUUAUCACAUUACAACAGCUAGGUCUUUUACAGGCUAUGAACUUGCGCCAAUCCCAUCGAGUCAUUUGAACAGCACUUCUUCAAAUUCUGGUGCUAGUGCUGUUCUCCAAGUGGAAGAUGGUUAUAUGGGUUCCAUGAAUGAUUAUCAAGUGAAGGACAGCCUCCCCAUGUUUGGAGGUGAUCAAGGUAGUUGCAGUUCCUCUGAUGGGAGUUUCAGCAACCUUAUCAGCCAAGGCAGAGAGGUAGAGUAUGAGUUUGGUGUUUCUAAUGGUGGUGGACACAUGGGUUUACAGGGUUAUAUAUACAAUGGUGUUGAAGAAAACCCAAAGUUACUUUCAAAUUGUGGUGGUGUUAAUGGUUAUGUUGUUGAAAAGGCUAGUGGGCUCUAUGGUGAAACUCCAUUAGACUAUAGUCUUGAGGAGAUUAAUCAGCUCAUUAGCAGUAAUAUCAGUAACAACUUGAAUUUCUUUGUUGAUGGAAAUAAGGCUGAAGAAAAGAUCAUGUACUACUGAUACUGACUGUUGUGGGUACAUUCUGAAGAUUUGAAGGGUAAAGUGUGGAUGGAUAAUUGAAGAUUUAACAAAUAAACUGAGUUUGUGGGGGAUGGGACUUGUAUGUUUG